Trichomycterus rosablanca is the source of this 999-nucleotide messenger RNA. RefSeq names its product G protein-coupled receptor 88 (gene gpr88). Gene Ontology annotation, biological process: cellular response to light stimulus; G protein-coupled receptor signaling pathway; phototransduction. Bases 1 to 999 code for a protein of 332 amino acids. Gene Ontology annotation, cellular component: plasma membrane. NCBI's taxonomy places the organism in Eukaryota, Metazoa, Chordata, Actinopteri, Siluriformes, Trichomycteridae. Gene Ontology annotation, molecular function: G protein-coupled photoreceptor activity. The record is from RefSeq and is a predicted model, not a curated record. The transcript has a single exon.
AUGCAGAACGGCUCGGUGGAGUGCGCCUCAGGACCGGCCGAGCGGAUCUCCCUGGCGGCUCUGUACUCGCUCAUGUGCGCGAUCGGAACCCUGUUGAAUCUUCUCGUCAUCGGUCUGGUUCUGAGCUUCAAGAAGCUGCGCACGGCGAGUAACGCGUUCAUAGCGAACGGCUGCGCGGCUGAUCUGCUCGUGUGCGCGGUUUGGAUGCCGCACGAAGCCGUCAUCGCCGCGUCGGUGCCGCCGGUCACCUCUCCGGUGCUGCCGGGCACCCGGGACGCGCUGCUCCUCGUGGGGGCCACAGUGUCCCUCCUGUCCCACAGUCUAAUCGCAGUGAACAGGUACGUGCUGAUCACGAAGCCCCCUGCUGCGUAUCAAGCGCUUUACCAGAAGAAACGCGCGCAGGGGAUGAUCGCCGGGUCCUGGCUCUUGUCGGUGGCGUGUCUGGUACCGUGGCUGGUUGUGUCGCGCCGGCCCGAGGUCGCCUGCGGGAUGCUGACGGACUCGUGGGCUGCGGGCACUCUGUGCCUCAUUAUUGUCGCCCAGACGGGCGUGAUUUCCUACUGCUACUUUAAAAUCUUCCGGCGUGUGCAGAUCAGCGCCAAGCGAGUCAGCGUGCUGCACUUCCAGCUCGUCAACAACCUGCCCUACACGUUCCCCAGGAAGGACAAGCGGCUCGGGGUGCAUGUGCUGGCCGUGUGCAUGGUGGCCGUGCUGACCACCGAGCCCGUGCUCUGGACGCUCGCUGUUGGGCUCUUUGCGCGCGUUCCGGCGGCGCUGCGGACGUGCGCCUGGCUCCUGUUCUGCACCGUCUUCGUGUCCGACCCGUUCCUCUACACGUGGAAGAACGAGGAGUUCAGGAAGGCCUUCAGGUCCGUGCUGAGGAGGGACUUCUGGCGCGGAACGGCCGUGGCAGCCGAGCCCAUCACCGUCAGCACCGUGGCGCACGUUUUUCCACGACAGAACAGCAGAAGAGCGUUUUUAUCCGCCGACAUGAGCUGA